Trematomus bernacchii (emerald rockcod) is the source of this 915-nucleotide messenger RNA. RefSeq names its product odorant receptor 131-2-like. The record is from RefSeq and is a predicted model, not a curated record. Gene Ontology annotation, biological process: G protein-coupled receptor signaling pathway. Gene Ontology annotation, molecular function: G protein-coupled receptor activity. Bases 1 to 915 code for a protein of 304 amino acids. NCBI's taxonomy places the organism in Eukaryota, Metazoa, Chordata, Actinopteri, Perciformes, Nototheniidae. The transcript has 2 exons. Gene Ontology annotation, cellular component: membrane.
AUGAGUGUGUCCUCUGCCAAUGGGACCGUGGUCAUUCAGUAUCGAGACUCCUUCUCUAAAGCUGUGGCCAAGAAUGUGAUCGUGGUGGUGAUCGGCAUCUCCAUCAACUACAUCAAUGUGGGCCUCAUUCACACCUUCUGCAAACACCAGAUCUUCUACACGAAUCCUCGGUACGUCCUCUUCAUUCACCUGGUGGUCAACGACAUGGUCCAAGUGACUCUUUCCCUUUGCAUGUUCAUCAUCAGCUACACUAUCUACAAAAUAAACGCCUCUGUCUGCUGCACCUUCAUCCUGAUGGCUCUCAUCAUGACUGAAAACACUCCUCUGAAUCUGGCUUGCAUGGCGCUUGAAUGCUACAUCGCCAUUUGUUUCCCUCUACGCCACGCACAGAUCUGUACCAUCAAGAGAACGCUGAUCCUGAUUGGUUUGAUCUGGACGACCACCAUGUUGUCUUGUCUCCCUGAUCUCUUCAUCACUUUGGCCACAGUGCCAUUGGACUUCUUUCAGUCAAAGAUCUUCUGCCUCAGAAAAACUACCUUCCCAAAUCCCAUCAUCUUGGAGAAGAGAAAUAUAACAUAUAUUGUGUAUCUGAUUGUGGUUUGGUUUGUUAUCUUUUUCACCUAUUUUAAAAUCCUGUCCACUGCUAAAACAGCUAGCAGUAAUGCUAAAAAGGCCAAAAACACAAUCAUUCUGCAUGGGUUUCAGGUGCUGCUUUGUAUAACAAACUAUAUAUCCCCCCAGUUUCAAGAUUCUCUGAUACAAAGGUUUCCUGAGAAUAGUACAGACAGCCUUUUUGCUUUCUAUAUUGUUCUUAUGAUCAUGCCAAGAGCAAUUAGUCCAAUAGUCUAUGGCAUACGAGACACGUCCUUUAGGAAGUACCUGAAAACGUAUCUGCUGUGUAAGAGCCCACAGUAA